Staurois parvus is the source of this 376-nucleotide messenger RNA. Lineage: Eukaryota; Metazoa; Chordata; Amphibia; Anura; Ranidae. The record is from the annotation of a GenBank genome assembly.
AUCGUUGGUUUCAGUGGGAGGAAUAGUGCCCCAUCAUUGGUAUCAGUGGGAGGAAUAGUGUCCCAGCAUUGGUGUCUGUGGAGGAAUAGUGCCCCAUCAUUGGUGUCUGUGGGAGGAAAAGUGCUCCAUCAUUGGUAUCAAUGGGAGGAAUAAUGCCCCAUCAUUGGUGUCAGUGUGAGAGGAAUAGUGCCCCAUCAUUGAUGUCAGUUGGAGGAAUAGUGUCCCAGCAUUGAUGUCUGUGGGAGCAAUAGUGCCCCAUCAUUGGUGUCUGUGGGGAAUAGUGGCCUAUCUUUGGUAUCAGUGGGAGGAAUAGUGCCACAUCAUUGGUGUCAGUGGGAGGAAUAGUGCCCCUUCAUUGGUAUCGGGGGAGGAAUAG